AAUAAUAAUAGUCGCAAGCACGGAUUUACAAAGUUAUGAAAAACGAAGAAACAACGCAUCUUCAGAAUUAAUUAGAACCCUAACAAAGUUUUGGUGAAUUUGAAUGGUACAAUUUUGAAAUUUCAAGUUUGGGUGAAUUUCACUAUCAUAAGAAACCAUUCCAGGUUAUAAGGGAGCAUAAAAGAGAUGAUCUACGCAGCAAUUGACACGUUCUAUCUCACGGAUGAGCAGUUAACGAAUUCACCGUCCAGAAAAGAUGGCAUAGAUGAAGCAACUGAAACCUCUCUUAGAAUCUAUGGCUGUGAUCUUAUCCAAGAAAGUGGUAUUUUGCUUAGAUUACCGCAAGCGGUCAUGGCUACCGGGCAGGUUCUGUUUCAUCGGUUCUAUUGCAAGAAGUCGUUUGCACGGUUCAAUGUCAAGAAAGUCGCCGCAAGCUGUGUUUGGUUGGCUUCAAAAUUAGAGGAAAACCCUAGAAAAGCCAGACAAGUUCUUAUUAUUUUUCACAGGAUGGAAUGCAGGAGGGAGAACUUGCCCGUCGAGUAUUUAGACUUCUAUUCAAAGAAAUACGUAAAUUUGAAAAUGGAGCUGAGCAGAACAGAGAGACAUAUUUUGAAAGAAAUGGGAUUUAUUUGUCAUGUUGAACAUCCUCACAAGUUUAUUUCAAAUUACCUUGCCACCCUUGAAACUCCUCCAGAAUUGAGGCAAGAAGCUUGGAAUCUGGCUAAUGAUAGUUUGCGCACUUCAUUGUGUGUUAGAUUUAAGAGUGAGAUUGUGGCCUGUGGAGUUGUAUAUGCUGCAGCUCGUAGGUUUCAAGUACCCCUUCCUGAGAACCCACCAUGGUGGAAGGCAUUUGAUGCAGAAAAGUCUGGGAUUGAUGAAGUCUGCAGGGUUUUGGCUCACCUCUAUAGUCUUCCCAAGGCACAAUAUAUACCAGUUUGCAAGGACGAGGACUCAUUUACAUUCUCCAACAAAUCAUUGGAAUCAAAGGCGAUGGAUGUUCCACAAAGUAGCUCCCCAACGAAUGCUGAGACGCCAGCCCUAAAGGGAGCUCUCGAAGAAGCUAAUAUUGACUUGAGUAGCAGCAAGGGUGCUUUGGUAAAGCAAACCAGUGAUAAGCUGAACGAUGCUAGGAAGUCUGAUGACGAAUCCAAAGGCACGGCUGCUGAGAGAGAUGUAAAAGAUGAACUCACAUUCAAAUCCAAAUCCGAUCGUAGAGUGGAGGCCUCUGGAGACUUACGCAGGGACCUGGACAGAAUAAAAUCAAGGGGUCGUGGUCGAGGAAGGGAUUCUGAUAAUGAACGUGAGCGAGAGGAAGCUGAGAGGUUCAAACUCAAGGAUCAUGGUCAUCAUUCUAGGCAGAGAGCAAGGGAUUCAGUAUUUGUACUGGAUGCAGGACAUUCAGAGAAGUCAAAACGCCACUCGUCGCAUGACCGUGACUACUACAGUUCCUCUUACUCGUCAAGAGAGAAGGAUCGGCGUAGACAUCAUUGACGUAACUUAGAAGAGCUAAGGUGUGCCCCACGGCAUAUCCGUGGAUGCUUGUCUAAGUCAGUUGAUCAAACAUUGUACAGCUCUUGAUUCAACGAUAUAUUCUCAAAUAGCUUAUGCUCGUCAGGGUCGAACUUGUUAAAGAUAUAAACCCAAACUUUGAUCUAAUGCUUAAUAUUCUGCAAUAUGUGUGCCUGUUAUAUUCUGCAAUAUCUAAUCUCCUUUUAGUACUUUUCUUGAUUUAUCAAAAGAAAAUAUUUUAGGUGUAAGAAUUUUGGAAAAAUAUAGCACACUUCCUUUAAUUAAAUCAGUAUAAUCUGAAGUUUGUUUCUUUUA
Medicago truncatula (barrel medic) is the source of this 1824-nucleotide messenger RNA. Its product is annotated as cyclin-L1-1. Gene Ontology annotation, molecular function: cyclin-dependent protein serine/threonine kinase regulator activity. The record is from RefSeq and is a predicted model, not a curated record. The transcript is spliced from 9 exons. Gene Ontology annotation, biological process: regulation of transcription by RNA polymerase II. The coding region runs from base 187 to 1491 and encodes 434 amino acids. Lineage: Eukaryota; Viridiplantae; Streptophyta; Magnoliopsida; Fabales; Fabaceae.